CAAAUGGGAAGUAAAAUGUUUUUAUCUCUUUGUUGUUCGUCGUUACGAAAUUGGUAAUGAAUGUAGAGGAUGUUAAUGUAGAUUGUUAACGAAGGUUUUGAGUCGACAUAAUACUUUAACAGCAAGCAACAUUUAGUUGCGCCAGUCAAUCGUGUGCAAUCAAACGAAAUUCAUUUGCGAUUGUCUCUCUGUUCAAAAAUUAAACGAAAGAUGAAAUCUACUGUUGUUUUUGUUUUGACCAUUUGCUGUGGUUUAACUUUUGCAUCCUUUAGCAGUGAUUGUGGUUCAGAGGUCGGCACAGUUAAUUCUGUAACAGUAUCAGGAUGUUCUGAAGACGAUGACAGAUGUACUCUUAAGAGAAAUACCGAUGCAAGUGUAGAAAUCAAUUUUACUCCAAAAAAAGAUAUCGAUGUGGUCAAAGCUGUAGUCCACGGAAUUCUUCUUGAUAUCCCAGUACCAUUUCAUUUAACAAACGAUAAUGGAUGCGUGAACUCAGGCUUAACAUGUCCAUUAAAAGCUGGACAAACUUAUUUGUACAAAGCAACUCUGCCAGUUUUGAAAAAAUAUCCCCAAGUUACUGUUACCGUAAAAUGGGAACUUACUGAUCAAGACAAGAAAGAUAUUACUUGCACUUUCAUUGCAGCAAAAAUUAGAUAAGAAAAUUCAUCUAAGUAAGAGCAGAGUAAAGAAAAACCGAUUUAGAUAUCAAAAAUUUGAUCUUACAGGUAAUUAACAAAUUAAAAAGUACUACA
This is a messenger RNA of Agrilus planipennis (emerald ash borer), 752 nucleotides long. RefSeq names its product ecdysteroid-regulated 16 kDa protein-like. Lineage: Eukaryota; Metazoa; Arthropoda; Insecta; Coleoptera; Buprestidae. The transcript is spliced from 4 exons. Gene Ontology annotation, biological process: intracellular cholesterol transport. The record is from RefSeq and is a predicted model, not a curated record. Gene Ontology annotation, molecular function: sterol binding. Bases 211 to 657 code for a protein of 148 amino acids.